CACUACUGCUGCAUUGUCGAUGUUCUUGGACGGGCUGGGCAGAUCGACAGCGCCAAGGAGCUCGUGGAAUUUAUGCCGUUUGAGCCGCAGGCCACGGAGCUGGGAUCGCUGCUAGCUGCAUCGAUUCAUAGAAAGGAAUCGAUUGGGGUUGCACGGCGCAUUGUGGAGCUCGAUCGAUGGAAUGCCGGAUCCUACACAGCGCUAGCCAGGUCCUGUAAGGCGCUAGGGUAAUGGAUCUUCUUGGUUCCAGGAAUUCCUUUGCCGAGCUCCUGCGUCACUGCAAAUCGCUGCGCGAGGCCAAGAGCGCACACGCCGAUGUUGCCAAGGCAGGGCUGGAUCGCAGCGACACAUUUCUGGGGAAUCUUGUUGUCCAGAUGUAUGCUCGUUGUGGCAGCUUGCAAGAAGCGCGCAAGGCGUUUGACAGGAUCAAGGAGCCAAACGUUUUCUCCUGGACUCUACUGAUCACAGCAUAUGCCCGGAACGGGCAAAUUGAAGAGGCUUCUUUCUUGUAUGACAGCGCCCCAGAGCCGGAUGUGAUCCUUUCCACCGCGAUGCUCACGGCCUUGGUGGAGAACAAUAAGCUCGACGAGGCCCGAAAGGUAUUCUCAAAAAUGCCUGAGAAGAAUGUGGUGUCUUGGAAUGCUAUGAUCUCUGGUUUUGUUCAAGCAGGGCUUUGCGAGGAGGCAUUUGGAGCUUUUCAGCAAAUGGAUCUCGAUGGGUUUUCUCCAAAUUCAGUGACUCUGGUGAGCAUUCUCAGUGGCUGUACGAGCUUAGCUCAAGGCAAGAUGAUUCAUGGUAGCAUUUGUUUCGAGGUUGAGACGAAAGCUAUCAACGCACUGAUAAGCAUGUAUGGCAGGUUUGCAAGCUUGGUUGAUGCUCGGAGUGUUUUUGAUGCUUUAGAAGAGAAGGACAUUGUUUCAUGGACUGGGAUGAUCUCCGCUUACGUGCACAACCAGGAAAAGAACCGGGCUAUGGAAACUUUCGCAAGAAUGGACCUAGAAGGCGUUAGUCCAAACCGGGUCACUCUGGUAAGCGUUCUCAAUUGCUGUAGCGCGCCUUCCAGCGUAACUUUCAUUCGUGCAGAGGCCGUGGCAGCCGGUUUUCAAGCUCAUAUCAGUCUGAACAAUGCGCUCAUCACUGCCUAUGCUAGAACCGGAUUGAUCAAAGUUUCUCGAGCCAUCUUUCUGGUUAUGCCGGAAAAGGAUACCAUCUCAUUCAACGCGAUGAUAAUCGCGUAUGCCCAGCAAGGGCAUGCCCGAGAAGCGCUGGAGCUGCCGUGGCUCAUGGAGAUGGAAGGCUUCUCCAGGGACCGGAUCACUUUCACCAACAUCUUCUUCGCCUGUGGCCACUCGGGGUUGCUGGAGAGAUGCUGGGAGGACCUUCUCGCAAUGCAGGCCGACUUCCAGUUGAAGCCUUUGCCGGAUCAUUACCAGUGCUUGAUGGAGCUCCUGGGAAAAGCUGGGAAGCUGGAAGAAGUCGAGGACUUGAUCGGCAGCAUGCCUUACGAGCCCGACUCGGUGGCGUGGAACUCUCUGCUGGGAGCUUGCAAGAUCCACAGUGACUCCAGCCGAGGAACACGAGCAACGCAGAGGUACGUGGAUUUAAGUCCAGGUCCUGGAUUCUCAAUAGCAAUCGAGGUAACGCAUGAAAUCUUCAAGUUUCCGGGAAUCCGGCUUCUCCAGGAGAUUUUGAGCUAGUUGGCUGGCUGGAAAGAAGAAAAUGCUGCGAUCCAACGGCAGUGAUGUGGACGCCCCGUCGGAUUCGACGUGGCACGCGGGAGGCCUUUCGCUCUGCUUUUCUAUCUGACACGUCGGACGCGUCCCAGGCCGCCUAUUCAUCGAUCGAAUACGAAUUGGCGUUUGUGAGUGCGCUAUCGUUUUCUA
Messenger RNA from Selaginella moellendorffii, 1883 nucleotides. RefSeq names its product pentatricopeptide repeat-containing protein At2g33680-like. The record is from RefSeq and is a predicted model, not a curated record. Lineage: Eukaryota; Viridiplantae; Streptophyta; Lycopodiopsida; Selaginellales; Selaginellaceae. Bases 231 to 1697 code for a protein of 488 amino acids. The transcript is spliced from 3 exons. Gene Ontology annotation, molecular function: protein binding; RNA binding. Gene Ontology annotation, biological process: RNA modification.